This is a messenger RNA of Malassezia restricta, 1623 nucleotides long. RefSeq lists its product as uncharacterized. The transcript has a single exon. NCBI's taxonomy places the organism in Eukaryota, Fungi, Basidiomycota, Malasseziomycetes, Malasseziales, Malasseziaceae. The record is from RefSeq and is a predicted model, not a curated record. Bases 1 to 1623 code for a protein of 540 amino acids.
AUGUUUCGUGCUAAUCGGAGUCUUUCGAGCGACGCGUUCGAAGCGUACCGUUUGGCCCCGCGCCAAGAUGCCUAUACGCGCAUAUACCCAUUGCCAAAGCGUGUAUAUGUACACAGUGCUCAGGCAGGCGCGAGACUGGGAUACAAGGAGCUCAAGGCCCAGGCAGACUACCCCGUGGCGGCCAUCGUGCAAAAUGAGCUGAGUUAUGUCGCAGAAGAUGGCUCGCUGAUACAUGCAGCAAUCGGCAUGGAUAUCUCAUUUCGAGUGCAAGAUACGCCAUAUGCGAAUGCCGGUGUAUUUGAUGGGUCGCAAUGCAUGCCGACCCUUUCUCGCAUGGGCAAUGCAUGGGUGCUCAGUGGAACUGGGACAAGCCUCCUUGCGAUACACGGAGACGCACAUACGCAAGUGGAAGUGCCAGGCGUAGAACACGACGGCGAAGCCAUGCCAUGGCACGUCAUGCAUGCACAAGAAUCGUAUGCUCUUCUGCAACGAGCUGUCCGCCACUCGCCGUCGACCUACUUUGAUGUGGUGUGUGUGUCCCUCUCUGAUGACCGCGCACAUAUCCUGUGGCACGUCACCUGCGACCAUCCUGUCACAUAUGCAUUGUGCAAUGGCCCUGAAGCUUUGUUGGCAGCAGAAACACCCGUCUCCCUUCCUACGCGAGACACCCCCAAACCGCUGCCCUGGUACGCCUGGAGUCAGACCCCUGACGAUGUGAGCUGUUCCAUCACUCUGCCCCUAUCUGUGAGCAAAGAUGACGUUCGCGCGACAUUCAAGCCUCAGGGAUUCUCCCUGUCGUUAUGCCCGCCUCACGCCCGCAUCUACGAUCAUCCACCACAGAGUGCUGAAGAGCAUCUCCUGCAGGGCACCAUGGAAAACUGUACAUUAUGGGCAUCUAUCCUAGCAGACGAAAGUACAUGGUCCUGGGAGACAAGUCCACACAACGCGAAGCUCGUUUUGCACAUGACCAAGGCACAUUCAGGUACACGUUGGCCGAGUCUGCUGGUCAACGACGAUAGCGUCCCAGAGACGCUCGAUGCCACCGAUAUGGCACCUAUGAUGGAUCGCCUCGAUCCAUACACAUCCUCUCGCCUCUUACAAGAUGGUUUGGAAGACGAAGACUUUGACAUGGGCACACCAUGGCAUCUUUCGUACAUUGAUGCGAAUGGCAAGGUACUCCAUGCCCAAGACCAGGUCUCGUUCCUCGCACGCAGUAUACCCUCGAGUCGUGAUCCAGCUGUGCUGCUCAAGCAUGAUAUGGAUGGUCAUGUUUUCACACCACCCUCGCCCAUCUCGUUCUUUGCAUGGACGCACACAGAAACUGUGCCGGCCAUCAGCUACGUUCUUGCAUCCAAGCGCGACGCUCAUCCGAUAUACAUGUACCGCGGCACGUCCAUGACAUGGAUCAUAGCCGUCGAGACGCGUACGUCCACGUCACAGAGUCUGGUGUAUGUAUAUGGCAUCGGACACAACGAAGCGGGGCCGUCGACGUCAGGUUGGUGUCGUAUACACCCACUAGAAGUCGGACCCGUGCUGGAUGUGAUGGUCAUACCGUCACGACAUGAGCUCGUGUGCUUGUGCGAGUCUUCAAUUGCGAUUAUCACUCAUGCGCUGCUGGGAUGA